AUGGAUUUCAUGAUCUCUCAAUUUUGUGAAGAGCAAGCGCAUCAUGUUUUCAACACAAUCAACAGAAAGUCUGCUGACGAUGAUAUGUGCGCUUUGCUACAUACUGACAAAAAUGUCUCAAAUGCAGAAAAUUGUUUACCACCAGAGAUGGAACUUGGUAAUAUUGAGUAUAAAGUCAAUUUAGUUAACCCAUCUUCAUCACGUCUUCAGCAUUUGAUCACUCAGAUGAAAUGGCGUUUGCGAGAAGGACAAGGCGAAGCUAUCUAUGAGGUUGGCGUGGAAGACGGAGGUCAGAUGAGCGGCCUGUCUGAUGUAGAAUUGGAGGCUUCACUUACUACUCUGAGAACUAUGGCAAGUGCUCUUGGUGCUAGCAUGGUUAUUUUGACCGAAAGAGACGUGACCCCACGUAACACCACAUCACGACGAAGGGUGGUUGAAGUGUUGGUCCGCAAGGUUCCUGAAAGUCAACAGUUCAUAGAGUUGAGGCUGGCCGUUCUAGGCGGUGUUGAUGUAGGAAAAUCCACAUUAUGUGGUGUGAUGACUCAGGGUGUGCUUGACGACGGUAAUGGUAAAACUCGUCUGAAUCUCUUUAGGUUUCCACAUGAAGUACGAAGUGGUAAAACUAGUUCCGUCUGUCUUGAUGUCAUUGGCUUCGACUCUCGAGGGAAGCUCGUCAAUUAUGCUCAGAAUAGCUUAGAGGAAUUAGUAGAGCGGUCUAAGAAGUUGGUCACUUUGAUUGAUUUGGCUGGUGAUUCCAAAUACCUGAAAACAACUAUUCAUGGAUUGUCAGGAUAUAAGCCACAUUUUGCUUGCUUGCUCGUAUCAGCCGAAACGGGACCCACUGCUGCGACGAAAGAGCAUUUGGGAUUGGCUGCUGCACUAAAUAUCCCCAUUUUUGUCAUUAUCACAAAGUGGGAUCUCGUUGAAAAGGAGCAGUUGGAGAGGGUCAUUGCCUCUACAUCGACGCUGCUUUCGCGUGCUGGAAUGAGUGCUGGUAGCAAGCGAGUGAAGCGGAAAAGAGACGCAGUAAAGGCUGCUGGCGAUCUUUGUACGAUUGGUACAGUGCCGAUCAUGUGUGUAUCCUCUGUUACUGGCGCUGGUCUCGGGUCAAGACUUCAGCUCGCUUCCCAACCUCCGUUCUUCACAAUCGAAGAGGUGUACAAUGUGCCGCACGUGGGAACCGUGGUCGGUGGCGUGCUUUGCGAGGGGCGGCUACAUGAAGGUGACCUCGUUUUAGUUGGGCCAUACAAGGAUGGGAGCUUUGAGAAGGCUUAUAUUGCUUCGAUCAGACGUAGUCGGCAGCCAGUGCAAGCGGUGUUACCUGGAGAAGCUGUCAGCAUAGCUCUGAACAGACGGUCAAAAGGAAAUCUUCCUCUCAGAAGGGGAAUGGUGUUGCUUUCUGCUGCAACUAAGCCAACUUGUUCUCGUAGAUUUGUGGCAUCGCUGUUUUUGCUGUCACAUCCAACUCGACAUCUCUGUACUGGUUUUCAGGCAACAGUGUACAUCGGUUCUGUUCGACAAACGGCGGCUAUUGUUGAUAUCGAUAGACCAUCGCUUGAACAAGGAAAAUGGGCUACAGUGAUGUUUGAGCUCAUGAAUAGUCCGGAAUAUAUUCGCCCAGCAACGCCGCUCAUAUUUCGACAGGGAAAAACUAAAGGGAUGGGGGAAGUCCUAGAAGUUUUCGAGUGCUAGAUGUCUUUUUCAAUAUGAUAGAAAUAUUAGAAACGCACGGUUCAUCUGACGUCACUGCCUACCAUUGUACAUCGUCACAUCAUAUGUUCUCCAUCACUUCAUAGUCUCGUGCUUCUUCUAGGACUUCGUCAGGUUUUUUGUACAUCAUCAUACUGGUAGCACAUGGAAUCGUUGUAUUCUACUUCUUUUUUUCUCAUUUGGGUCCUUUGAGUAGCUGUGGUUUUUUGAGAAUUAAGCCUCUCGCAUUUAGAAUUUAUACUAGUCUAGUCACUCCUAUUUUUGGAGACUGAGAGCAUUGCACCAAAGCACGCUAGUGGAAUGGAUUCUGUCGUUCAUCGGUAAAAUUUCGGGUUUUCCCGAUACAGUCAGUUGGGAACGUAAUAUUGACUUGGACAACUUAAUCCACUCUUUCUAGCUGUUCACAUUUGUUCAGGCUUCUGUUGAAAAUCUGAGCACGUAACCAGCAAAAUGUGCAAGUUUUUUUGUCUGUAGUAGAGCGUUUUGGCUGUAUUUUGUACAUAUGUAAAAUGUAGAUAAUCUUUUCGAUUGAUCGAUUCUGCAGCGAGGACUGCGCUUUUGCUUUGUGUACAUUAUUGGUUGGCAUACUGCAUGUGGCGUCUCAUUGUCAUAUACCUUCUCUCACUAGUAAGAUCUGACGUAUGAAAUAGCAGUAAUUGUGUGUAUUUAGGCGAACUGAUUUAGAAUAUGUAUUAAUUGUCUUUACUGGUAGAGAUAAAGUGUUUAGAUCC
Messenger RNA from Cylicocyclus nassatus, 2441 nucleotides. The record is from the annotation of a GenBank genome assembly. Lineage: Eukaryota; Metazoa; Nematoda; Chromadorea; Rhabditida; Strongylidae.